AGUGUCAAAGUCUACAUCAUGGAAGUAUGGUGUUUUUACAAUGUAUUUCCUUAAAUAAACGGCCGGUUUCGGCUGUAAUCUUUAAAGUAUAAUUUAAGAAAUAUCUACAACAAAACGUAUUUUACUAGAUUUUAUUUUUUAUUAGUUAAAUUUAUUAGAUAAAUUAUAAUUAUCCUAUAAAAAAAGACACGUAGCCAACAGCUUUUAAGUGUAUAUUAGUUAUGGUGUAUUUUUGUUGAACUACUAAAUAAACUUACACAUCAGAAAAAUGUUACCGUUAUCACACAAGGAUAAAGCAUACCCAAGAGGCUUUGGUUCGAGAAUAAAAGAAAAAGUAAACGGUUGGAUUAGGUUAAUAUUUUCAGACAGAAACUCCAGAAAUUUAUUCCUCUUCCUUAUACUUAAUCUGUCUUUUGCAUUUGUAGAAUUAAUUUAUGGCGUAUGGAGUAAUAGUUUAGGUUUAAUUUCCGAUGCCUUCCACAUGUUUUUCGACUGCACUGGUCUUCUUGCAGGAUUAGUGGCAUCUGUUAUCACGAAAUGGAAAGCAAACGACAGGUACUCUUACGGAUAUGUGAGAGCCGAAAUUAUAGCCGGGUUCGUGAACGGGCUGUUCUUGCUCUUUAUUUCCUUCUUCUUAAUGUCGGAGGCGGUCGAACGAGCGAUCGAACCACCUGAGGUCAAACACGAAAGACUGUUUGUCGUAUCAGUCCUAGGUUUGUUGGUCAAUUUAGUAGGUAUCUACGCCUUCCAGCACGGCCAUGGUCAUUCCCAUGGAGGUUCCCACGGCCAUUCUCACGGAAGAUCCAAUCAUGGGCAUUCCCACUCCGUCAAUAACCAUCACCAUUCCCACGACAUAGAAUUUGACAGCGGGAAUUCACAAAUAAUGAAAGGAGUCUUCCUACAUAUUUUAGCCGACACUUUAGGCAGUGUCGGGGUAAUAAUAUCAGCUGUGCUCAUGAACAUGUUCGGUUGGAUGAUCGCAGACCCCAUCUGCUCAAUGUUCAUUUCUAUCCUUAUAGCACUUAGUGUCUUGGCUUUGAUAAAAGAUUCUGUAAUGAUUCUUAUGCAAAGACAACCGGCGGCUCUGGACAACGUCCUACCGCAAUGUUAUCAAAAAGUGGUCAGUCUGGCGGGAGUCUAUUCCGUUCAGGAACCCCAUUUCUGGACCCUCUGCAGCGAAGUCUACGUGGGUACAAUCAAACUAGAAGUAUCCAAGACGGUGGACCCUAAAUAUGUAGUGUCGCACACUCAGAUGAUUUUCGCAUCUGUGGGAGUGAGGCAGUUGUACGUUCAAUUGGACUAUACUCCAAUGUGAUAAACGAGUAACACAAAGUGAUAAACAGCCAAUCCGAGUUAAGGAGAAAAGCUACUAGGGAAAUUAAAAACACAUUUUCAAUUUUGUUAUCGUAGAGAUUAAAUUUUAUAAAUUUUUUGUAC
Diabrotica balteata is the source of this 1437-nucleotide messenger RNA. The record is from the annotation of a GenBank genome assembly. Lineage: Eukaryota; Metazoa; Arthropoda; Insecta; Coleoptera; Chrysomelidae.